AUGGGCAAGCCUCUCAUGCGCAUACCCUACACCGAGCUCUUUGCGCCGCCGACCCUGAUCCCCCGCAACGCAAACACCCUCCCCGGCGCCGUCGCCGCCCUCACGCGCUUCCUGACGGCGCCGGUCGCCGAUGGACGGUCGCCGACGACCGUCAUCCUGUCGGGCGCCGGCCUCUCCGUGUCGAGCGGCCUCGCCGACUAUCGCGGCGCCAAAGGCACGUACCGCGUCAACAAGACGUACCGGCCCAUCUACUACCACGAGUUUCUCGCGAGCCAUGAGGCCCGCAAGCGCUACUGGGCCCGCAGCUUCCUCGGCUGGCCCUCGCUGCAGCGGGCCCGCCCCAACGCCGGCCACCGCGCCAUCGCGGAACCUCGGCGGCACCACGGACAGCAGCAGCAGCAGCAGCAGCAGCAGCAGCACCGGCUCGGCCUCGGCCUCGUCAGCGCGUCAUCACCAGAACGUCGAUAG
Messenger RNA from Verticillium alfalfae VaMs.102, 468 nucleotides. Its product is annotated as silencing information regulator. NCBI's taxonomy places the organism in Eukaryota, Fungi, Ascomycota, Sordariomycetes, Glomerellales, Plectosphaerellaceae. The record is from RefSeq and is a predicted model, not a curated record. The coding region runs from base 1 to 468 and encodes 155 amino acids. The transcript has a single exon. Gene Ontology annotation, molecular function: NAD+ binding.